This is a messenger RNA of Mycena indigotica, 1599 nucleotides long. Its product is annotated as TPR-REGION domain-containing protein. Bases 1 to 1599 code for a protein of 532 amino acids. The record is from RefSeq and is a predicted model, not a curated record. Gene Ontology annotation, molecular function: Hsp90 protein binding. NCBI's taxonomy places the organism in Eukaryota, Fungi, Basidiomycota, Agaricomycetes, Agaricales, Mycenaceae. The transcript has 13 exons.
AUGGCGGACGUCCUCAAGGCGGCCGCUGAUGCUCUCCACCGACAAGGGAACUAUGCCCAAGCCCAUUGGAAGUACAGCGAGGCCAUCGCGCAAACCCCGAACAAUGCCAUCUUAUACGCCAACCGUGCGGCCACCUCUCUGAAGCUCGCAGACUAUUUGGGUGCUCUGGAUGAUGCUUCAGAGGCAACCGCUAUUGACCCUUUGUACAUAAGAGGAUGGUCGCGGAUCGCCUCUGCCGCCGAGAAAUUACACUAUUGGGAAACCGCCCGUAGCGCGUACAUGAAGGCCCUGUCCUGUCUGGGCACCGAAACGUCCUCCCUGCAUCAGCAGGUGUUCAGACGUGAAUUGGAGAGCGGCCUCGCCAGUGCGACCGCCAAUCAGAACGCCAACUUGCCUUGGGACCGUGCUGUUGUUUUGAACGAUCAAAACCUGCUCAAGAGGGGUACACUCCCAAGCAGCGGAUGGGUCAUUGCUGUUGCUGCCAUGUGGUUUGAACGAGGGUAUAAACCAGUUCAACAGCUGGCAACUAACCCCCGCUUUGCGAUAGCGCUUCCGGGCAUGGCAAUCUGGUUCGAAACUAUUAAUCGGGCGCUCGAGGGCCUUACGACUGGCCUACUCAACGACAAGCGGGCGUUCAAGGUCGACCCAGGCUUCAUUGACAAGAUGGAGUACCAAAUGAAUAUGGAAACUUGGAACACACACGCGUGGACGACGAUCAACCUCAACCGCAUCAAAACCGAGUUCGUGCAACGAUUGGGGCCGGAGCAAACACCCAAUGACUGGAACCCUGUUCGACGGGCGCUCGCCGUGACGGUCCGCAUCUGGAUUUUCAAAGGCUUCAUUGCGACGAAGAGAGGCGACCACGCUAAGGCCGUGCAACACUACAAGCGAACGGUCGAAAUCCUCCAAUGGGGAGCAGCAAAGUAUCCACAUGUGCAUCGAGAUGACCGCGGGGCCCACUUUGAAGCGAGCUUCAUUCGCGGGGUCCAGCGUCUAUAUAUUCCAGCAGUGAUUGCGGUAAUUCAUAGCUCACAGGGCAGCGCACCUGGUCGCACCCUAGAAGACAUUGAGAAGCUCGCGCGCGACCUCAAGUCCGACACUGAAACGUGCGCGCCGUUUCCGAAUAUCGAGGCAGAACCAGGUUUUUACGCGCCAUUCUGGAUAUACCCCAUCGCAGAGGGUCUUUGUUAUGUUGGCUGGGUCCACAAACAGCAAGGAAUCCGCCACAAGCGGAACAAGGCUGCUUCUGAAGCGUCGAAAGAGUGGUCCAAGGCUGCCAAAUUCUACACACAAGCGGCGAAGGCAUACCCUGAGGACGAGGAAGAGCGUCCGUUCUUACUUUUCGCUGCCUUUGAAUGCCUCUGUUGGACUGGCGCUCCGCUCCGAAAAACACUCCCUUUGUGCCGCCAAAUUCGUGACUCGAUGCAGGCGGCGGAUGUAGUCUGGGAUGGGGCUCGUCUGAGCAUGGCGGCUGAACAACGAGCGGCUAACUGUCGUCGGGCUAUCGCAUUCCUUGCAGACAACGAGAAGAAACUCGCCGAUAAGCAGCUCACGCUAGAAGACAAGUCGAUGCCGACAUUUUUGAAUGAGGAAUGGUAA